AUGCACUCUGAUUACAAGCUUCCAACCGUUGGAUAUAUUGAUCGUGUUAUUUCUGCUGAAAUUCCAAACAAAGACGACGAUCCAGAAUUGGAUGCACUUGUCAGCGAGUUCAUGAUGCAUGGUCCUUGUGGUAGUGAUAAUCCUAAAUGCCCAUGCAUGAUUGAUAACAAGUGUUCAAAAAACUUCCCAAAGACAUUCACAGAGCAUACUUCGGUUGAUGAAAAUGGUUAUCCAAUAUAUAGGAGACGUAAUGAUGGAUCUUUUGUUGAAAAGUCUGGUGUUAAGUUAGACAACAGAAAUGUGGCUCCAUAUCACAAACUGCUUUUGAAAAGAUACCAAGCUCACAUUAAUGUUGAGUGGUGCAAUCAGGGUGCUUCCAUCAAAUAUUUGUUCAAAUAUAUUAACAAGGGUCCUGAUAGGGCUACUGUUGCGGUUGUACCAAACAACAACGCAGAUGAUAAUGACGAUGUAGUUGACGAAAUAAAAAACUACUACAAUUAUAUGUCUGCAUGUGAAGCUUCAUGGCAUAUAUUCAAAUUUGAUGUUCAUUUCAGGACUCCUUCUGUUGCGAGGCUUCCUUUUCAUCUUCCUGGACAACAAAAUGUUGUAUACGGUGCUGACGAUGAUAUUGAAGAUGUCCUCAAUAAACAGUCUGUUUCUUCUUCGAUGUUCUUAACUUGGAUGGAGUGUAAUGAACAUAAUAAGGAAGCACGUUUAUCGCUUGAUGAGGAUCACGUUAAGAACUUAACACUUUAUGAUAUUGAAAUUUUUUUACUCCAAAACAAUUCAAGCCUCAAAGAUUUUGAUGGGAUGCCUUACCCUGAUCAUGAGUCUAUAUCUUCUUCAAAUAAUCGAUUGAUUACUGAGGAGCUAGAUUUUGACAGGAUGACUCUAUUACAAGAGUUUUAUCAGCUACUUGGUUCAUUAACAGAUGAACAAAGAGGUGUUUUCGACGAUAUUAUCACAAAUGUUAAAAAAAAGAAAGGAGGUGUCUUUUUUGUUUACGGUUACGGAGGUACAGGGAAAACAUUUCUCUGGAAAACAUUAUCCGCUGCUUUAAGAUCGGAGGGUGAAAUCGUGUUAAAUGUUGCUUCAAGUGGUAUUGCUUCCUUUUUAUUAACAGGAGGUAGGACAGCGCACUCUCGAUUUAUAAUCCCUUUAAAUCUUACCGGGGAUUCGUUUUGUUCUAUAACGCCGGAAAGUGAUGUUGCUGAAUUGUUAAAAAAAACAUCAUUGAUUAUAUGGGACGAUGCACCCAUGAUUCAUAAGCAUGCCUUUGAAGCUUUGGAUAGAUCUUUGAAGGAUAUAUUGGGUUGUCAUCUUCGUAGCAACUCAAAAUUGCUAUUUGGAGGAAAAGCAAUUGUUUUUGGAGGUGAUUUCAGACAAAUUCUACCUGUUGUUCCUAAUGGAAGUAGACAAGACAUCGUCAAUGCUUCAAUAAGUUCCUCCUAUAUUUGGUCAAAUUGCAAGGUCUUAAGAUUAACAAAAAACAUGAGAUUAAGUCUUCAUACAUCUAAUAUUGAAGAAACAACCACAUUUGCAAACUGGAUUUUGAAUAUAGGUGAAGGAAAGGUUGGUGGCUUAAACGAUGGCGAGACAAUUGUUGAUAUACCAGAUGAUAUUCUCAUUACAGAUUUAUCGUAUCCUAUUGGUUCAUUAAUUACAUUUGUCUAUCCUUCUAUUGUUGAAAAUGCCAAUAAUCCGAUGUUCUAA
Molecule: messenger RNA, 1713 nt
Organism: Lactuca sativa (garden lettuce)
Lineage: Eukaryota; Viridiplantae; Streptophyta; Magnoliopsida; Asterales; Asteraceae
Source: RefSeq, a predicted model, not a curated record